Molecule: messenger RNA, 3867 nt
Organism: Alligator sinensis (Chinese alligator)
Lineage: Eukaryota; Metazoa; Chordata; Crocodylia; Alligatoridae
Gene: KCNMB2
Product: potassium calcium-activated channel subfamily M regulatory beta subunit 2
Exons: 5
Coding region: 1051-1758 (235 amino acids)
Biological process (GO): detection of calcium ion; potassium ion transport
Cellular component (GO): membrane; voltage-gated potassium channel complex
Molecular function (GO): potassium channel regulator activity; calcium-activated potassium channel activity
Source: RefSeq, a predicted model, not a curated record
UCUCUGGAGCACUCUGGAUUCAGAAAAACAAAUACCAGCCAAGGACAAAGUGGUCCAGAUGGAGGUGACUGAAGAAAAGACUGAAAAGCUCUUGUUUCCACACAGGAACGAACAAGAAGAUGCAGUGUCAAGUGAGCUUUGGAGAAGCAUCUGCAUAUCUGCUUUGCUCCAGCCGUGGCAUUUCUCAAAGUAAAGGCUGUGUCACAAGGAAAGGUGUUUUCCUCCUGUUUGUUGCUGCGUGGCUGACACAGGACUGAACGGAUCGGGUUUCUGACGUCCGUCAAACCAGUUCCAAACUGGCUGGUUGCAAAAACUAGACUGUAUUCAGCACGGAGAGCUUUCGUCAUUCAUCCUAAAGCUUUGCUAUGGCUCUUCGAAAGAAUGGCAAUAAGCCUGGUUACGUCUGAUUUCUGCACAGUUUUCUUCCCGAGUACCAGGCAAAAGUGAGGAAUUUUGCAAAGUGACAGCAAAGGCACUUUUUUUCCGGCACAAAUCUGAAGUGUCCUGCCGCUAAUGGGAAUUAUGAUAAUGUCCAUGAAACAUGUGAACAGUUUAGCCAGCCGAAGGUGGGUAAACACAGCAGAUGGGAAGAGGAGUUUUAAAAAACGUGGAGAGAACAAGGAGCUUUGUCAAAUAAAGUUGACAUGUGGGAAGCCCUGCUUUUGUCAACUGAUUUUAUUCAACAGAGGGUCUCCUCACCCAGUGGCUUCUGACUGCUCAUUUCAGGAAAAUUACUGAACACUCGGGUAUUUUUCCUCUCCGUUAAACCAUAAGAAUAAUAGUUAAAACACCCUUAAAACUGCAAGAAAAGUGAAAAAAAUAGACAAGAGAAACAUCGAGGGACAGGAUUGAUGGAAACCUCCCACUUGCAAAUAGGCUUUUUUUUCUUCUCCCAAAGGUGAAAACUACAGAAGUAUGUAGAUUAAAGGAAAAAUCUUUCUGUCACAUCCAAUUGAAAUCUCCAUAUUGGGAACAGCUGGUCCACCGUUGCUAAGGUCCUUCCAUCGUCCCUCCACAGUAAACAAAGGCACCAACGGGCAAUCCUCUAAGAUGUUUAUUUGGACCAGUGGCCGGGGCUCCACCUCUUACAGACAUGAUGAAAAAAGAAAUAUUUACCAAAAAAUCAGGGAUCAUGAUCUACUGGACAAAAGGAAAACAGUCACAGCUCUGAAAGCUGGAGAAGACCGGGCCAUACUCCUAGGACUGGCUAUGAUGGCAUGCUCCAUUAUGAUGUACUUCCUCCUGGGAAUCACGCUGCUGCGUUCAUAUAUGCAGAGUGUUUGGACAGAAGAGGCUCAGUGCACACUCCUCAAUGCAUCCGUCACAGAAACAUUUAACUGCUCAUUUAGCUGCGGUCCGGACUGCUGGAAAAACUCUCAGUACCCCUGCCUACAGGUGUAUGUGAACUUAACUUCUUCUGGACAAAAGCUCCUACUUUACCACACAGAAGAGACGAUGAAAAUUAAUUCUGAGUGCUCCUACAUACCUAAGUGUGGCAAGAAUUAUGAAGAGUCCCUGUCACUCGUGAACGUUGUAAUGGAAAACUUCAGGAAGUACCAACGCUUCUCGUGUUUUUAUGACCCAGAUGGCAUUCAAAAGAACGUGAUAUUAACCAAACUUUACAGUUCCAAUGUGCUGUUCCACUCACUUUUCUGGCCUACGUGCAUGAUGAUUGGUGGGAUUGCUAUUGUUGCCAUGGUAAAGCUGACUCAAUAUCUUUCUCUCCUCUGUGAAAGAAUCCAAAGGAUCAAUAGAUAAAAGCAAAAACUUCUCUGAGAUUUAUUUACAGCUAAAAUACUGUUUUUUCAUUCUUCACCAAAGAACCUUAAGUUUGUAAUGUGCAAGUCUGUUAUAAGUUCCUUAAUAUAUUCUUAUAAGUAGAGCAAUAAUGCAAAAGCUGUUCUAUAUGCAAACAUGAUGUUAUUAUUAUGCAGACAAGAGAAAAAAAAAUUACCAUUUGUGUUGAUGGUCUAUAUGAUUUGAUUUUAUGCUGGAGCUAGUAUUUUCUUUUCUACAGCCAAAAUAGGGCUCGGUGUCACCAUUUGCCAAGUUUUAUGAACAUGUCAGCAUUUCAGUGUAAACUCAUUCUGGGGAAAAAUUCACCUUUCUAGGCCAGGUAGCAAAAGGCCUAUGCAUCAGAUAAGUCCCACUUAAACCUUACGACAUGCAGUGGACGGAUCCUUUGUUUGGGGGGCGUACAAAGGUAUAGAAUUGACUAAAGGAGGAGGGUUUAGGGUAAGUGUAGUUGGAGGAAAGACUACAGUAUUAACAGCAUAAAUGGGACUUAAUGGUGUGUUGUGCUGGCUUUCCCCUUUGGGGAGUAAGUAUCUCCCUCUGGUGUUUUAGAUCUUUUGCAAAAUCAAAAUGGAUAGUCUUUUUUUGGUUGGUUGGUUUGCAAUAUGUUUUCCUCAUGCCUUAGCAUCAUCUACAGAAGCUACAGCCAAAAAAAAAUCAAAUUCAACCAAUUUCAUUUUUUACACCAAGCUGAGCCCUAUUGGUGGAGAUGGGACCAGAACACCUUAUGUAAAGGUUUAUUACGCAUUUGUCUUGCAUUUGCUACCAUAUCACUGUAAAGGGGGAAAAAAAAACAAAACACAAUCAGCUAUUUUUUCAUUUUUUACUUCCAACUAUUUUAGAUUUUUUUACUUGAUAUAUAUAUAAAUAUAUAUAUAUAUAUAUAUAAAAGACAAAAGCUAUAUACUAUAUAGUUGUGUAUUGUAACUUAAUUAUGUUACUUUUUGUUCCGUUGUUUGUUUUUACUGACUGGAAAGUGAGCAGUAUAACUCCUGUAUUCAUCAAAAGCCUGGAUAAAAUCAUAAUAUUGAAGAGCUGGAACAUAGGAUGUUAUCCCACAUUCAUGAUGUUGUUUCAGUCAAAGGUCUCUAUUGCUGUGACACUUGGUUUGAAAAGUAUCUUGUCCACUUCGCUAGAUUGACUAAUCGAAUUGUUAGAUAAUAAUCGUAACGCUUCUGGAAAUCUUUCCUGAUCUUUACUCAGAAUGCAGUGGCGGCUGAAGUGACUGUCAUUUUAAGAGGUCCCGCUGUAGUACGAGUUAUUCAAGACAUUGAAAUUCAGACAAAUAUGUUGUCCUAUCUGUCAUGUGUUUACCAUGGGGACGUCACCGGUAUAAUUCUGCGCGCACGGUGUCAGUGUCCUCUGCAUAACUGAUUUCUAUUUCCCUAGUCACAACUUUCUCUCUUACGUUACACUUUCAAGACGGUGUCAAAGCUUCCUACUUUGCACUUAACCUGAAGGACAAAUUUGACGCGAUCUCUGUGAUCAACCCGUGGACUUCACAGCAGGAUAUUUGUUGAAAAAUUAAUUGCAGGUCUAUUCCAAACAAAAAAAAGUCUCCUUCCCCACCCACCAAAAAGAACAAAAUUAAGUCUUCUGUCCAGAUCAUUCAUAUAUAAGUAUCUUUUCCCAUGAUAUCAUUUUAAAGUAUUACAAAAAAUUGCAAAUCAUACCAAUAUAAUCUGAGCUGUACCUGAAUCCACAGCCGAGGAAUUAACCUGCAAUCUUGUAUUCCAUAAUAUGACUUUUCUUAGGCAAAUAGACUUCUGGGGGUGGGGGAGGGGCUGCAAUCAGGGCUCCAGAAAUGUAAAAUAAAAACGAUUCAAUUAAACCUUCCAGAUUUCAAUACCUUUUGCAUUCAGAACUGACUUGCUUCAGCAAAUUUUGCUUUGUAGCUUUUUUUUGCUUUUUUUUUUUUUUGGUCAGAACACCAGGUUUGCCAACCAUCUGUAAUCUAACAGAAAGUCUGUAAAAGUCUCUUUGUAAAUUCAGUGUAUUUAUCUAUCUGAGAGUUUUGUACAGUCCUUCAUCAUUUGUACCCGAGUAAGUUCCCCAUUAAUUAGGCUGGCAAUA